Messenger RNA from Daphnia magna, 1075 nucleotides. It is a transcript of the gene TBCC, whose product is annotated as tubulin-specific chaperone C. The record is from RefSeq and is a predicted model, not a curated record. Bases 151 to 1005 code for a protein of 284 amino acids. NCBI's taxonomy places the organism in Eukaryota, Metazoa, Arthropoda, Branchiopoda, Diplostraca, Daphniidae. Gene Ontology annotation, biological process: tubulin complex assembly; post-chaperonin tubulin folding pathway. Gene Ontology annotation, cellular component: cytoplasm. The transcript has 2 exons.
AUAAGAAAACAAUUUCUGAUUAUCCCACCACUCAGCAACAUCUGAUACAAACCAAGAAGGAAAGUGACAAGUGAAAUUCAGCAGUGGUGAUUUAAUAGAACUCAAAAUCUAGUAGCUACAUCUUAAUAGCAAACAAUUAGUGGCAGAGCAAUGGCACAGCAACAGUUAGCAGCAUUUCUUAGUGAGUUAAACUUAUCAGAACAAAGAGUAAAUGAUGCUUUAAUGGGAGAAAAUGUGAAUACUAGUGUUGCAAGUGAAGCACUGCAAAACCUAACCCGAUUUGUGUCAGAAAAUGCCCCUAGUCUUCCAGCAUAUGAAUUGAGAAGAGCUCAUAGUGAAAUAACAAAAUUUAAAACUAGAAUCUUAGAUGUUGAGGAAAAAACAAGGCGCCAAGGAAAAUUCAAGUUUACCAGAACAAGUAAAGAGAAACCCACAGUCGGUAAGCCACCCCCAGGAUGCACCGAAGAAAAAGUUAAAAAUGUCAGAGUUGCUGAAGGUCUACUUCCUACCCUUUCUGGUAUGAAAGGUGAAACAAUAAUCAUGGACUCACAGGAAUCCUCCAAUAAAGACAUUUGGCUUGACAAUUUGGAGAAAAGCACCAUCAUAAUAAAAGGAAUUCCUAGUGCACUUCAUGUGACACACUUAAAUCAUUGUAAAAUAGUUGGAGGGCCAGUGCAGACAUCAGUCUUUUUGGAAGAUUGUUUUCGUUCAACCUUUGUGAUCGGUUGUCAACAAAUGCGUAUACAUAAAACUAAAGAAUGUGACUUUUAUCUCCAUAUCGGCAGUCGCAUUAUAAUCGAAGAUUGUCAUGCAUGCCGUUUUGCUCCAUACGACAGAAUUCUAAAUAGAGAGUAUUUGGGAAAAGAAGAGGAGUUUAAUCAGGCGAAAUUGGAGCUGGCUGUAAACCACUGGAAUAGUAUCGAUGACUUCAAUUGGUUGUCAACUGAACAAUCACCUAACUGGUCGAUUUUACCAGAAAAUGAAAGAAUCCAGUUGCAGGUUUAGACAAUAAUAAUACUGCUAAUGGUUCAUUUAGGCUAAAACAUCAUAAAUACAUUGUAAUGUAUCGCACCAA